This is a messenger RNA of Danio rerio (zebrafish), 2262 nucleotides long. It is a transcript of the gene sars1, whose product is annotated as seryl-tRNA synthetase 1. NCBI's taxonomy places the organism in Eukaryota, Metazoa, Chordata, Actinopteri, Cypriniformes, Danionidae. Gene Ontology annotation, molecular function: serine-tRNA ligase activity; aminoacyl-tRNA ligase activity; ATP binding. The record is from RefSeq and is marked provisional. Gene Ontology annotation, cellular component: cytoplasm; nucleus. Gene Ontology annotation, biological process: seryl-tRNA aminoacylation; tRNA aminoacylation for protein translation.
CCUUUCCUCCUCCAUUCAUCCGCACCGCGCACCUCGUCUACAGGCAUAAUGGUGCUCGAUUUAGACCUGUUUCGCACCGACAAAGGCGGCGAUCCUGAAAUUAUCCGGGAAACUCAGAGGAAACGGUUCAAAGAUGUGUCUCUGGUGGAUAAACUGGUCCAGGCGGACACAGAAUGGAGAAAAUGUCGUUUCACAGCAGAUAACCUUAACAAGGCCAAGAAUCUCUGCAGCAAAUCCAUCGGUGAAAAGAUGAAGAAGAAAGAGCCAGUAGGGGAUGAUGACACUCUUCCAGAAGAGGCUCAGAAUCUGGAAGCCCUCACUGCAGAAACGUUAUCGCCGCUUACUGUGACUCAGAUAAAGAAAGUGCGGGUUCUGGUGGAUGAGGCUGUGCAGAAGACAGACAGUGACCGGCUGAAGCUGGAGGCAGAGCGCUUUGAGUAUCUGCGAGAGAUCGGCAACCUCCUACAUCCCUCUGUGCCCAUCAGCAACGAUGAGGAUGCUGAUAAUAAAGUGGAGCGCACCUGGGGUGACUGCACGGUGCAGAAGAAGUACUCUCAUGUGGACCUGGUCGUCAUGGUUGAUGGAUAUGAGGGGGAAAAAGGAGCCAUUGUUGCUGGAAGCAGAGGAUACUUUCUCAAGGGGCCUUUAGUGUUCUUGGAGCAAGCUUUGAUUAACUAUGCGCUGCGGAUCCUGUACAGCAAGAACUACAACCUCCUGUACACACCCUUCUUCAUGAGGAAAGAAGUCAUGCAGGAGGUCGCUCAGCUCAGCCAGUUUGACGAGGAGCUCUACAAGGUGAUCGGGAAAGGAAGUGAGAAGUCUGAUGAUAACACAGUGGACGAGAAGUACUUGAUUGCCACAUCAGAGCAGCCAAUCGCAGCCUUCCUGAGAGAUGAGUGGCUGAAGCCAGAAGAACUUCCUAUCCGCUACGCUGGCCUCUCCACCUGCUUCAGACAGGAAGUGGGCUCUCAUGGCAGAGACACGCGCGGGAUCUUCAGGGUCCAUCAGUUUGAGAAGAUUGAGCAGUUUGUGUACGCCUCUCCUCAUGAUGGCAAAUCCUGGGAGAUGUUUGAUGAAAUGAUUGGAACCGCUGAAUCCUUUUAUCAAACAUUAGGAAUUCCUUAUCGAAUUGUCAACAUCGUGUCAGGUGCUUUGAACCACGCAGCUAGUAAAAAGCUGGAUUUAGAGGCUUGGUUUCCUGGUUCCCAGGCUUUUAGAGAGCUUGUGUCAUGCUCAAACUGUACAGACUAUCAGGCUCGUCGCUUGCGGAUUCGAUACGGGCAAACUAAGAAAAUGAUGGACAAGGCUGAGUUUGUGCACAUGCUCAAUGCCACCAUGUGUGCGACCACUCGUGUCAUCUGUGCCAUCCUGGAGAACUUCCAAACAGAGGAAGGCAUCAUUGUUCCAGAACCCCUCAAGGCAUUCAUGCCUCCAGGUUUAACAGAAAUAAUUAAGUUUGUGAAGCCAGCCCCCAUUGACCAGGAAACCACAAAGAAGCAGAAGAAACAGCAGGAAGGAGGAAAGAAGAAGAAACAUCAGGGCGGCGAUGCUGAUCUAGAGAACAAAGUGGAGAACAUGUCUGUCAAUGACUCUUAGACACGCCCUCCACAGUCUCAUCCAAUCAUAUUGGUUCACAGGUUCUUCAUUUCGUGUAACCUGAUCACAAUUGCUGUCCCCUGGAGCUCUCACUUUUUCAUCCAGGACAGUCCUACUGGAACUAAAGGUGAUGCUGUCAUGCUUAUAAUCUUAUCUCAUAUCAACCAAUCAUUUUCAUGCCAAGGGGUCUUUAGAAAUAUUCAAUUAAAUGCAUGGUGACAAGACAUUUAGCCAUUAGACUGAAAUGCUUUUACAGCACUUUAAUUUCCUGAAGGCACUGCAUUUCAAACCUGCCAAUGAAUUAAAGGGAACAUGACAGUCAGUACUGGGAUUAGAGGUGGGAGUUUUCGAACAUUCUGGAAAUUGGUUAUGAUAACGGACAGACCUCUUUCAAUAUCCUGUCUUAUAAUUAACAUUUGUGCUAUAUUUCAAGUAGAGGUAAUCAUUGAUUACUGUGCACCUAACAUUCACAUCGUCACAACAGUUAAAGCCAGCAGAAUGCAGCUUUCCAUCACGUCCAUCACGUCUUUCCUUCAUAGAAAUAUUUCUUUUCGUGAUUUGUCUGUAAAAGAGGAAAUGUUAUUAUAUGUACAGUACUAACUAAAGAUGCUUUGUGUGAGGAGGAGGAGGAGGACGGCAUUUGAGAAUAAAUCAAUACCUGAAGGA